Molecule: messenger RNA, 1209 nt
Organism: Tuber aestivum (summer truffle)
Lineage: Eukaryota; Fungi; Ascomycota; Pezizomycetes; Pezizales; Tuberaceae
Source: the annotation of a GenBank genome assembly
GUUUGGCUUGACAGGAAGCUUUUGUUUAACUACCAUGUGAAACAGAAGACAGCUGCAGCAACUAGGGCACUUAACAUGAUUUCUAGAUUAUCCAACUCAGAAUGGGGCCUUUCAGCACCAGCAAUGAGGCAACUCUACUAUACCUGCAUUACUCCAGUAGCUGACUCUGGAGCAGAGGUCUGGUGGAAAGGUCAAAUUGGUCUUGCUAACAAGUUACAGAAGUUGCAGGCAGAGGCAAAUAGACGAAUCCUGGGGGCUUUCAGAACUUCACCAACUGCUGCAAUGGAGAUUGAAGCAGCCACCCUUCCCAUUCCUUGGAGAUUUGACAGACAGUGUAAGAGAUAUGCUUACCGAGUUUUACAGAUGCAUUCAGACCAUCCUAUCAGGCAGAGAACACCCAGCUCAUUCCCAAGCACCCUUUCCUCAUCCAUUCCACUAGACAGACCAUGCUCCUCCUCCUCUGAGAGUGACAUAUCUUGGACUUCUACCUACAAGCAACAUAACAGAACAUACUUGUGGAAUCCUCAGCAUGAGCCAUAUGGCAAGAUGCAGGCUGAUUGGAGGAAAACUGAUUCUGAGCAAUCUAAGUUCCCUACCCACCUAAUAAGAGUAUUAAAUACACUAAGUUCAUUCCUGCCUGUAGGAAAAGAUGUUGAACAGUGUUACCCAAACCUGCAACCACCCUGGGAUACCAACCUGCCUGACACCACCUCCAGAUUUGACAUCACUAUCAGCCAGGAAGACAAAGACACUGCAGCCAAAAGUCAUAUUACUCUCCUCAACUCCCUCGACGAUUCAGAAAACCUUGUUCUCUACACAGAUGGAAGUGCACUGCAAAAUGGAGGAGUAGGAGCAGGAGUGGUAAUGAUGCAUGGUGGUGGGAUUGUUGGAAGAUGGAGAGUUGGAUUAGGAUGUGGGAUGAAGGUGUAUCAUGGGGAAUUGGUAGGUAUUGCCAGAGCACUCACAGAAGCCAGCAGGUCCAGCCUAUCCUUCAAGCACAUCUGGGUUUUCACAGACAACCAAGCAGCAAUCAGCAACUCUCACAGACUCUCUCCCCACCCUGGACAACAAAUUUCUCAACAGAUUCAACAACUUACAAAGGACCUUCUGUCCUCUGACCUUGACUUACAGCUUCAUCUCCAUUGGGUACCAAGUCACACUGGUAUUCAAGGUAAUGAUGAAGCUGACAGACUUGCAAAACAAGCAGCU